Aureobasidium musti is the source of this 840-nucleotide messenger RNA. The record is from the annotation of a GenBank genome assembly. Lineage: Eukaryota; Fungi; Ascomycota; Dothideomycetes; Dothideales; Saccotheciaceae.
AUGUCAUCAUCCUCGCAACCCUCACUCGGUCGUCUGAAAGGCAAAGUUGCCAUUGUCACCGGAGGAGCCAGUCCCCAAGGCUUCGGCUACGCAAUCGCGCGCCGCUUCCUCGAAGAAGGCGCAAAAGUGAUAAUCGGAGAUUUAGAUGGAUCUGGAGCCGAAAGCAGCGCCUCUUCGUUCUCCUCCCCAAACAUCAGAGGUGUGGCCAUGGAUGUUUGCAAACACGAAGAUUGGCAGCGAGUUGUAGAGAUGGCAGUCAAAGAGUUUGGCGGAGUCAACAUUUUGGUCAACAAUGCUGGAUGCACGUACAGAAACAAGCCGACUGCAGAGGUUACGGAAGACGAGUUUGAGAGGGUCAUGAGUGUUAAUGUCAAGAGUAUCUUCUGGAGUGUCAAGGUUGUGGUUCCGCAGAUGCAGAAGCAGGGACAGGGCGGGAGUAUCAUCAAUAUCUCGAGCAGUGGGAGUGUGCGACCGAGACCUGGAUUGGUGUGGUAUAAUGCCAGCAAGGGUGCGGUGUCGAAUGUGAGUCUUGUCCUUGGUCGGGGAUGGCCUACUGGCUUACUUGUCUACAGNGCGACCAUGGCGCUGGCUGCGGAGUAUGGACCAGACCAGAUCAGAGUCAAUGCGAUUGCUCCGUUGUUGUCUGCGACAGGUCUUUUCGAGUCAUUCGUCGGAGUCAAGGACACGCAGGAGAACCGAGACAAGUUUGCGGCAUCAAUCCCUUUGGGCAGACUGACAGAUCCGGUGGAUGUAGGCAAUGCGUGUGUGUUCCUGGCAUCGGACGAGGGCAAGUUUGUGACGGGCACCAAUUUCAGUGUUGAUGGAGGAAGACACAUCUGA